AUGCGCGCAGUGGUGGCGGCAGCGCACGACGUGUCGGCGGCGCUCGAGGGCGACCUGGUGUCUGCGAUGGAGCUGCUCGAUGCAGGGUAUGACGCCGUGUACCGCGUCGUGGGCGGCGUCUUCAUCAUCGCGGUCACUCGGGCCGGCGCCAACCCCUUUGCCGCGCUCAACCUGGUGGUGGCCGUCACGCGCCUGCUGUGCGCCGAGUGCAAGACGGUGGACCUGACGGCGGCCCGCAUCCUCAAGAGAUACGCGCAGGCCUACCUGUCUGUCGACCUGCUGGUGUCGCGGGGCUCCCUGGACAUUGUGCGCGCCCUCACUGACGCGGCCCUGGUGCUGGAGGCCCUCAGCCCCCAGGGCGCCAAGGCGCGCAAGAUCAAGGCCCUGCAGGACAAGGCGCAGGCGGCGGUGGCGGCGAAACAGGCCAAGCAGAUCGGCAAGCGCCUGCCCGACAUGCGCAGCCGCGACGGCCGCUUCGCCUUUGCCACGCCGCCUGAGCUGGCGGCGAUCGACGUGCACCUGCCCACCUUCCCGCUGCCAGACCUGCCUGGCCCGGACCAGCCGCUGGCAAAGCCCGUCGUCGUCAAGACGCUCGAGCUGGAAGAGGAGAAGAAAGAAGAAGCCGAGCCCGAGGAGGAGGCGCCGCAGCCCAUCAGCAUCCUGCUGGCGCCCAAGGGUCCUGCGCUGCGCCUGCAGGAGUCGUGGCUGGCAGAGAGCGUCGGCGGCCGCGUGCUGCGGGCGGGGCUCAGCGGCGCGGUGCGGUGGGCGUCGCAAGAGGUCAAGUCCCUAUCCGGCAGCGUGCCCUUCAAGCUGCAGGUCCCCGACUUUGUGGAGCGUUCAGUGAAGGCCGCGAUCAGCUGCGCCCACGCCACCGACCGCGCCGUCAAGCAGGGCCCAGAGUACGGCUCAUUCAUCGCCGACACGCUAUCUGGGCUGCCGGCCUCAACCGCCCACGGCCCGCCCAAGCGGGCGGCGGCUGCUGCGGUGCCCGCCAAGAAGAGGAAAUCUAAGGGCGGCGCCAAGGCGGAGGCAGCGGCGGCAGCGGGGGCGGCGGCGGUAGUGGCGGCCGAGGAUGCAGCGGACUCCAAGGGAGGCGAUGCGGCCGGGGCGGAGGCCGAGGGAGGGGCGUCCAAGGCAGCGGCGGCCGCGGCUGCGACGGGGCCGCCGGUAGCUGUGCUGGCGACGGUGCAGUUUUCGGUGCCUUCAGAGCUUCAGCUCAAGACGCGGGACCUGGUCAUCGACCUAAUAGUGCCUUCAGAGCUCGGUGCCCCCCGCAAGGCCGAACCCGCGGGCGCGGAGUGGGGCGCGAAGCAGGCGACGCUGCGGUGGCGCCUGGGCGGCGUGUACCCCGGCUACCGCGGCGCGGCCGUGGCGGCGUUCAGGGUGGAGGGCGGCGCGGCGGCCGCGCUGGCGGCGCUCCCGCUGGUGCGGGCCGUGGUGCGGGUCAGAGGUGAGGUGGGGGAGACCCUCACCGGCCUGCAGCUGGCGCAGGCGACGAGCACGGUUGCGGCGGGGCAGGCAGGCAUGCACGUACAGGCGGAGACGAGCGAAUGGGCGGCGUUUGUGUUGGCUCGGCCGGCGCUGGUGGAGGGCGGUGAGUGGGCCGUUGUCAGGGCGCCCUGGGCGGCUGCGGCGGAGACCACCAACGAGCCGACGGAGGGCGCUGCGGAGCAAGCUGCAGGGGAGGCGGCAGCGGGCGGGGGCAACCCCACAGAGGCCGCUGAGGGAACGGCAACCGGUCGUGCGGACGAGCCCGCGGAUGUGGUGGCCGAGGCAGCGCUGUCCAAGGCAGCGCCGCCCAAAGCAGAGGGAGCCGACAGCGCAGCAGGCACGGACAGGCCCCCGACAGCAGCGGCAGCGGCAGCAGCGCCCAAUGUCGCUGGCAAGGCAGCGGAGGACACCAAGGCCGCGCCGCAGCCUGCUGCCGCGGCUGGGUCUAGCAGCGCUGCGAAGGCUGUGUCAAAACCACCAGCAACGUCCACCUAA
This is a messenger RNA of Monoraphidium neglectum, 1986 nucleotides long. RefSeq lists its product as hypothetical. The record is from RefSeq and is a predicted model, not a curated record. Bases 1 to 1986 code for a protein of 661 amino acids. The transcript has 9 exons. Lineage: Eukaryota; Viridiplantae; Chlorophyta; Chlorophyceae; Sphaeropleales; Selenastraceae.